Enhydra lutris kenyoni (northern sea otter) is the source of this 2331-nucleotide messenger RNA. Its product is annotated as nuclear RNA export factor 2-like. Gene Ontology annotation, molecular function: RNA binding; protein binding. Gene Ontology annotation, cellular component: nucleus; cytoplasm. Gene Ontology annotation, biological process: poly(A)+ mRNA export from nucleus. The transcript is spliced from 21 exons. Lineage: Eukaryota; Metazoa; Chordata; Mammalia; Carnivora; Mustelidae. The record is from RefSeq and is a predicted model, not a curated record.
AUGAGAAGGGCUGUUUUGAGAAGUGGGCCUGCUCAUUGGUGGUUAGGACCCCUGACCAAGGUCCUGGAUAUAGAUCAGAAGAAGCUCCAUCCUGUUGUGAACUUGGCUCAAAUCCUUCUUGCCUGUAAUCCUGUCAUUAGCCCCCUCUACCAAGGGGCUUGGAAAGAGUCACACUCAUCCAGGACCUCAGUUAUAGGCCUGGACCCGACUGCUAUCCCUGAAGCUGCUCUAUGUAUGACUCAGCUCCAGUGCUGUUUUACCAUGGUUCAAGGUAAUCCUGCCUGCCCCAAAGACUCAGCCAAGGAUCCAAACCCAUGGGCAUCACCUAUAACAGUCCUGCACACUUCAGAACUGAUGGAGCAGUUCUGCUCCAUCAUGGUCCAAAUGAAGACCUUCUCAGUCAGGGACCAGACCAGGACCCAGCAGGAACUCAGCAGAAGCAACAAACAUAGAUGUCCACGGCAGGUGCACAUCCACCACAAGCUGGUGCAUGUUGGCAGCCUGAUGAUUCUUACUGGAAUGACUUGGCCACUCGAACUGACGGAUCAGUCACCAUCUAGAAAGUUGUCAGUUACCAUGCCUGAGAAGUCGUCUCUGGAAUACAAUGAUGGUGAUAGCUCACCUCAAGGAAGAAAGAAUGUUUGGAGUUCUCUCCGAGGUAAUUUUGGCAGGAGGAAUCCUCGUUAUGAACGUGGUGGAUAUGAGCCUCAGCCUUCACACCUCCAGGAGGAUGAUGGAAGUGUGCUGAUGAGAGAUGCCUGGGAGGACCCCCAAAUAAGACACACUCCCUAUAGCACCCGGCAUGACAAGAGGAGAGUGAAAUGGCAAAAUGAAGGCCAUAUCCAUAUUACUGUGUGGAGAGAUAGAAAAACUCCAAGGAGAGGAGUGGGGGAGAACACACAAGACGGAAACCCAGGGAGCUGGUUCAAGAUCACCAUUCCCUAUGGGAGAAAGUAUGACAAGACAUGGCUAAUUAAUUCAAUCCAGAGCCAUUGCAGUGUCCCCUUCACUCCAGUGGAUUUUCACUACGUGAAAAACCAGGCUCGGUUCUUUGUCCAGGGUGUUGGCACUGCUGCUGCACUGAAGGGUGUCAGCUACAAGAUUUAUGAUGAGGAGAACCGAAAGAUAUCUAUCUUUGUCAAUCCCUCCUCUGUACCCUACUCUGUGAGGUAUAAGUUGGAGCCAGAAGAAAUGGAGCAGCUAAAGCUGACCAUGAGCAAACGCUAUGACAUCUCCCAGCAAGCUCUUGACCUCCAGAGUCUCCGCUUUGACCCAGACUUGGUGGGCCAUGAUAUAGAUAUAAUCCUGAACCGAAGAAACUGCAUGGCUGCCACCCUGCAGAUCAUAGAAGAAAAUUACCCCGAGCUGUUGUCCUUGAACUUGAGCCACAACAAACUGUAUGGGCUGGAUGGCCUGUCUGACAUCAUAGAGAUGGUCCCCACAGUCAAGAUCCUGAAUCUCUCCAAAAAUGAGCUGAACGUGGUGUGGGAGAUAAACAAGAUGAAAGGGCUAGAGCUUGAAGAGCUUUGGCUAGAAGGGAACCCCUUGUGUGACACCUUUCCAGACCAGCCCACCUACAUAAGUGCCAUCAAGGAUUGUUUUCCUAAGUUGUUACGCCUGAACAGCGCCGAUUUACUCCCACCCUUCAUUUAUUUCUCUGACUCUCCUUUCAGUGUCUUUUGAUUCCAGGAAAGCUAUAAAGGAUCUGAGAUUCUUAAGAAUUUAAUCCUUCAAUUCCUGCUUCAGUAUUACUUGAUCUAUGACUCAGGAGACUGAUAGGAUCUUCUCAGUGCUUACCACAAUGAGGGGUGCUUUUCCCUGACCAUUUCCUUCAACCUUGAAUAUGCAACCUUAAACAUCUUGGAAGAAUACUUCAAGGACAGCAGGGAUAUUAAGAAGGUCAAGAACCCUGGUAAAUGUGUUCAGCUGCUAAAACAUGCAAAGUAUGACAUUGUUGACUCCCUCAAUAUGUUGCCUAAAACUCAGCAUGGCCUUAACUCCUAUGUGGUAGACCUGAGCAUCCAGCGGGAAACAAUGCUCUGUUUUUAUGUCAAUGGGGUUUUUAAGGAAGUAGAAAGAAAUUCUCAAGGUUCUGUCCAUGCUUUCACCCUGACCUUCAUCUUGACUUCUGAUAGCAAUUCCAGUCUAUGCAUUGUGAAUGAUGAACUGAUUGUGGGGAAUGCCAGGACCAAAGAAACUCAGAAUGCCAUCUCCAUUCCAGUUCCCUCACCCUCUGCAAGCUGCAUGCCUAUCUUCUCCCAGAAACAGCAGGAAAUGAUGCAGGCUUUCUCUGCUUAGUCUAGGACAAACCUCCAGUGGUCUCAGAAGUGA